AUGGCGACUGUCAAACGCAAAGGCCAUAAUAAAUUGGGAUACAGCCCCAUUCUCCCCAAACUUCCAGCCACAGCACUGGCAGCCAACAGACGGUAUGCGUCCAUCAGCGCCAAAUUUAAAGGACCAGGACCCGGGAAAUAUGGCCGGCCACCAUGUACCGGCAUUAAAGAUCACGAUUGCACCAAGUAUGCUGAACCGGCCUUCACCAUGCGUGUCAAAUCCUCAGAAAGAUUGAUCUCUGUCAACGAGAGUCCCGGUCCCUGUUAUUUCGUGGACCCCAGCAUUUCCCACUUGGGCAUAUGGAGGCCUGUAUCCUACCGCAUGGCGAAACAGUCCAAGAGCACAAGUGCGAUCCCGACCCCGGCCCCGAACGAGUACUACGUGGAGAAAAUCCACCCUCCGGAAGAGGCCAACGCUCCGGCCUACACCAUAGGAUUCCGCACACGCUACUGGGAGAGCAGCCCUCACCCUGCCCCUAACAAAUACACCCUCCCGGGGACACUGGGCCCCAAUCUCCCGGUCAAAGAAUCCGCCCCCUGCUCCUCCAUGGCCACCAGCGCUUCCGUGUGGGGCUAUGCCACCGACCGCGUCAAAGGGCCCGGCCCGGCAGCGCACACCUUGCCCCAUCCCGAUUUCUACCUGCACUGCCAGCCGUCCUACAGCAUGUCCCAGCGACUCGAGGUACCCAGCAAGGAGCACACGCCGGGCCCCCCCGACUACAACGCCGAUCGGGUGACCUUGCACAAGCCCAGAGCGCCCCGCUUCAGUCUGGGCAUCCGCCACUCCGAAUACUCCCACGGCACUCCGCCGGUGUGCAUAAUCACGGAAUGA
Messenger RNA from Heteronotia binoei (common prickly gecko), 831 nucleotides. RefSeq names its product ciliary microtubule associated protein 1C (gene CIMAP1C). Lineage: Eukaryota; Metazoa; Chordata; Lepidosauria; Squamata; Gekkonidae. The record is from RefSeq and is a predicted model, not a curated record. The coding region runs from base 1 to 831 and encodes 276 amino acids. The transcript has 4 exons. Gene Ontology annotation, cellular component: cytoskeleton.